AUGGCAACCGAUAAGACUGUCUACGCUUCCAAGUGGGGUACCAUCAACAAGCUCACCGAAUUAAAUUACCCAAAGUGGAAGAAUGACCUGUCGCUGGUUCUGACUGCCAUGGAUGCACUGGAAAUCGUUGCCGGUGAAGAAGAAGAGCAACCUCCGGCCGGCAACUCCGUAGCAGCCAGAGCUGCCCAGGUCAAUUACCGCAAGCGACAGGCAAACGAUGCCAAAGCAAUGCGCUUCUCCUGCAGCGAUGCAACUCCCGCCCGGUCGCCGGAGAGAGAUGAGCAGGAUGAAGUGCAAGAGAAAAGCCUAGGCGACGCAAACCUCGGUGCGACAUCCGGCAACGAAGCCUAUUCCAAAUCUGGAAAAGGUGGAAAACAGAGGCAAUCGCAGCCACCCUCUAAGUGGAUACUCGACUUCGGCGCCUCACAAGAUAUCUACAACGGCAGCCCUAAUAUGUUUACCUCCUACAACCGCCUAAUGAACCCGAUCGAAAUCAAACUCAGCGAUGAUUCUUGCAUUCUUGCCACCCACUACGGCUCCCUACUAGUCCAAAAUCACCCAAUUGAGGCACUUCAUACACCUACCAUUCGUAUCUCGCUGUUCUCGGUCGGAGAGUUCGACUCUCGAGGACACAGUACGCUCUUCGUCAACGGCUACUGCACUAUCACCUCACCUGGAUCAUAA
Molecule: messenger RNA, 684 nt
Organism: Tricharina praecox
Lineage: Eukaryota; Fungi; Ascomycota; Pezizomycetes; Pezizales; Pyronemataceae
Exons: 4
Coding region: 1-684 (227 amino acids)
Source: RefSeq, a predicted model, not a curated record